CCCCCAUUUCGGGACGUUUUCCCGCCAGUGUGCACCGCCACCGCCGCGGCAGCCGUCGCCGCCCACACCCUUCCAACACAAAUAAAAAAGGGCAUCUUUUUGGGCACUCAAUAAUUAUAACAAAAAACUAAUCAUAUAAUUUUGAGAGAUCUUUAAUAUUAAUGAUUAAAUAAAUAAGAAGUGUUGCCGUGAAAAUUGAAACAAGAAAAUGAAUAGUCAAUCGAUAGGAAUAUCAUUAAGGUCGGCUUUAAACAUAAUGAGAGCGGUGUCAAUAUCAUUCACGUGUUACCUAUUGACGCUCAUAUCAUGCCACGACGCUGAGGACGACUCGCGCUAAAAGCUCUUCCAUCUACACGGAGACAAUAAAUAGUUACCGAGACAAUAAUUUAGGAUAAUUAAAUAGACUAAGAAAACGGUGCAAAAUGGCGAACACAGCUCACUUGAUGCGUAGACAGAGCUCGCGGGACCUCUACGCCCAGCGCAGCAUCGACCGAAUGGAGAUGAAGGAGCUCCGCGGCCGGCUGGUGACCCUCGAGAACGGGCUGCCCUCGGCGCGCGCGCCCAUCAUGUACGGAGCCACCAACGAGGCCUUCGAGGACACCAGCCCCAACCGCCGCUCCUCCGACACGCCCACCAGCAAGGCCAGUACCGUCGAAGACCGCGCCGCGAAGCCAGAAGGCGUGGAAAGAGAAUCCUGGGAUAGCAAGCUGACUUUUCUGUUAGCGACCGUCGGCUACGCUGUCGGGCUAGGAAACGUGUGGAGGUUUCCUUACCUAGCGCAAAAAAACGGGGGCGGAGCGUUUCUGAUUCCUUACUUCGUCAUGUUGGCGAUUGAGGGGAUCCCGAUAUUCUACUUGGAGCUGGCGAUCGGGCAGCGUCUGCGGAAGGGAGCUAUCGGCGUGUGGCACCAGGUGUCGCCGUACCUGGGCGGUAUCGGCAUCAGCUCGGCCGUGGUGUCGUUCAACGUGGCGUUGUACUACAACUCCAUCAUCGCGUGGUGCCUGUUCUACUUCGCUCAGAGCUUCCAGGCGGAGCUGCCGUGGGCCGAGUGCCCCAAGAAGUAUUUCCCGAACGGAUCCUACACCACUGAGCCGGAAUGUGCCGUGAGCAGCCCCACGCAGUACUUCUGGUACCGCACCACAUUGCAGAUCUCCGAGGACAUCAACUACCCCGAGACCUUCAACUACAAGAUCGCCAUGGCGCUGGUGGUGGCCUGGAUCCUCGUCUACAUGUGCAUGAUCAAGGGCAUCGCCUCCUCCGGCAAGGUGGUCUAUGUCACGGCCACCUUCCCCUACAUCGUGCUCGUCAUCUUCUUCUUCAGAGGGAUAACCCUCAAAGGCAUGGGCGACGGUUUAGCUCACUUAUUCACCCCCAAGUGGCACACAAUCCUCGACCCGGUCGUCUGGCUUGAAGCCGGAACGCAGAUAUUCUUCUCCCUCGGCUUAGCGUUCGGCGGUCUCAUAGCGUUCUCCUCCUACAACCCUGUCGACAACAACUGCUACAGAGACGCCAUAAUGGUCUCCAUGACGAACUGUUUAACAUCAAUGUUCGCUGGGAUAGUGGUGUUCUCGAUCAUAGGGUUCAAAGCCACGAUGGUGUAUGAGAAAUGCCUGGAGGAGCGAAACGCGACGCUUCUGGCGGUGUUCGGGUCGUCGUACCGCUCGCUGGUGCUGCCUGAAGCGGGGGAACAAGUGGACGUGAACCUCCACGGCAACUGGACCAAGAUCAUUAUGCCGCUGCUGCCGGAGUGUGAUCUACAGAAGGAGUUGGAUAAUACUGCCUCAGGCACCGGCCUAGCCUUCAUCAUCUUCACGGAAGCUAUCAACCAGUUCCCCGGGGCGCAAUUCUGGUCGGUGCUAUUCUUCCUGAUGCUGUUCACCCUCGGAAUAGACUCCCAGUUCGGGACCUUGGAAGGAGUCGUCACCUCUAUAGUGGACAUGAAGUUAUUUCCGAACUUGAGGAAGGAGUAUUUGACCGGAGGUCUAUGCCUGAUGUGCUGCGUGUUGUCUAUGGCCUUCGCUCACGGCGCGGGAAGCUAUAUUUUUCUGCUGUUUGACAUGUACAGUGGCAAUUUCCCACUUCUGAUUAUUGCGUUGAUGGAGUGCAUUGGGAUCUCUUACGUCUACGGUGUUAAAAGGUUCGCGGACGACAUAGAGCUGAUGACGGGUCAGCGGCCGGGCAUCUACUGGCUGAUCUGCUGGAAGUACCUGUCGCCCCUCGCCAUGAUCUCCAUCCUGGUGGCCUCGUUCAUAGAGAUCGCUGUGGACGGCUCUGGCUAUGACGCGUGGAUACCCUCGGAAGGAGACACGGAGAAGAAGUCGUGGCCGGCGUGGUCGGUGAUCCUGAUGCUGGUGCUGAUCCUGGCCUCCGUGCUGUGGAUCCCGGGCGUCGCCAUCGCUAGAUACUUCGGCAUCCCCAUAGUAGAGGACGAGGAGCGAGCGUGGUUCCCGGCCGAUGACCUCCGUGACUUCCACGGCAUAGAGCCGCGAGCAGUAUCCAAGGCAGAGACACUGCUGUUCUGCACCCGGCCCGAUGGAAGCGAGGGCUGCUGCUGGCCCGGCUGCUGCGAAACCGACGACGAGGAGUAAGGAGGUCGCGAUUAAAAAGUAUAAACUGGUACGGAACUCUUCGCAGGAACCGGAACUUUUUGUUGGUUGCCAAUCUUCGCGGUUGAAACCUUUUUGGAGACCGCGUGUGAGUCUAUUUUCAAAAAUGGAACGGGGAUAAAGAAUCAUUUGUUUUUGUUCAGUUUUCGCUAAGUUAUUUCAAAUUUAAAGGAAGAACGAUUUUUUUCUUUCUUUUCGCAGUGGAAAGACUGAUGAAGAGAGAUCAAGUAGUUUUUGUUACAUGUUACCAGCGAAACAGAAGUUAUUAUGCGAAUCUCUAGAGGCAGUUAGUUACAGUCAGAGGAUUUAACUAAGUAUCAAUAAUGUAGAGUCCGAUUUCUAUUACUACUGAGCCCAAAAAGAGACAUAAUAUGACAAUAAAUAAUAGAUGAAUGAAUUGACUAAGUCACAUCCGAGAUUUAUAUUUAUCUCGUCUACUUGUAGGCUAUAGGAAAAAUAAGAUAUUGAUGAAUGAUAGAAAAACAUUUUUGAUUAUAUCCAAGCUUUCAUAAUCAGCUUUUUGUAGAGGAAAAGCUAUGUAUAUUCGUUGAAAUUUGUAACGAUGACUGUACUGGUCAUAAGAAUAUAGAAAUAAUACUACUGUACAAAACAUAUUGAUUUUACAUAUCUUGAAUUGAAACAGUAAAUAUCAUUAAAAAAACUAAUUGUGAAAUUGUUGCAAAAUAAGUAGUUUUUA
Molecule: messenger RNA, 3303 nt
Organism: Plutella xylostella (diamondback moth)
Lineage: Eukaryota; Metazoa; Arthropoda; Insecta; Lepidoptera; Plutellidae
Product: sodium-dependent neutral amino acid transporter B(0)AT3
Biological process (GO): amino acid transport; sodium ion transmembrane transport; nitrogen compound transport
Cellular component (GO): plasma membrane
Source: RefSeq, a predicted model, not a curated record